AUGGGUUCCAGUAGUGGUACUCAUGAAAGUGGUGGGGGACAGACACCCACAAAGACGGUUGGUUUGGGGUCUGGUGCAGGUGGGAGCAGUCACCAAGUAUGGAGUGUGAUGGUAGGUGGUGGUGGUGGUGGACAGCGAGAAUCAUCCACUCGAACAGUUACAGUGAAUUCUGGUGGUGGAUCUCAUCAGUCUAGCGGAGCAGGCUUCAGUGGUCGUAAUAAUGGUCGUCUGGGAGGAAUUGGAGGUGAGAGAAUUAUUGAAUCAGAUGGAUGGAGUUCGUCAGUUACGACAGGGAGCGGAGCAGCAGGCUCUCAUAAAGAAACAGAAGAUUCUGCUGGUCGCCACGAUGUCCGUGUUGAACAUGAUAUGUCUGAGAAUAAAACAAGUGUCGGAGGAGGAGAGUUUGGUAGCAGCCAUAAUCCGGGUACUUUGAGUGAAAAUCAUGAAAGUCAUGUGACCAUUACAAGUGAGGAUGGUAUGUUAAGUGGAGAAGGAUCAACAAAAACAGAAGUUGUAGAUGCCAAGGUUGUUACUAAUGGUGACAAGGAUGGUAACUUUACUUCCUCUGUUCACAACUCAACAAGAAUUACUGUAACAGAUUCAGAUACAAAUAAAACAAGUCGACCUAUACAAAAAUAUUGGAAAUAUCACAAAAAGCUUUCAUCAUAUCGCUUUAAAAAAUUUAAAAAUCGCAAGCGUCCGUAUGGUUCAACUUUUUCAUCUGAAGUCUACUUAAACAAAUUCAAAAAACCUUCAAGAUAUAAAUACAGAUAUAAUAAUGAUCUUGAUGAUACGGACAAACAAGAUGAUGAUUUCACUGAUACCACAGUGGAUUUUAAUGAUUCCACAGAUAUUUUCGAAGAGUAACUGCGAUAAAGGAGGCCCAGUGUUAUUCUUCUUUUAGACGGAUUGUCUUUGCUAAGUAAUGGAGACAAUUAAAUUUAAAUACAUUCUACUAACGUAAACAUGGUAAUGCCAUAUUAAUAACUAACUUCAGAGUGUUCAUAAAAUACUUAAUUUUAACAUUGUCACAAUGUGUUAUGAAACAUUUACGA
Molecule: messenger RNA, 1055 nt
Organism: Trichobilharzia szidati
Lineage: Eukaryota; Metazoa; Platyhelminthes; Trematoda; Strigeidida; Schistosomatidae
Source: the annotation of a GenBank genome assembly